Messenger RNA from Vespula vulgaris, 3277 nucleotides. RefSeq names its product apoptosis inhibitor 5 (gene cass). Gene Ontology annotation, cellular component: nucleus. Lineage: Eukaryota; Metazoa; Arthropoda; Insecta; Hymenoptera; Vespidae. The record is from RefSeq and is a predicted model, not a curated record. Gene Ontology annotation, biological process: negative regulation of apoptotic process. Bases 167 to 1753 code for a protein of 528 amino acids. The transcript is spliced from 9 exons. Gene Ontology annotation, molecular function: RNA binding.
GUACUUUAUAGCCCUCUGCAUACAGUUAUUCGAUCCAACGGACUCCAUCUACCAUCUUUAACACUGUUUGGCGUGCUGCGUGACCGGUUCUAUUACUGUUUCAAAAGUUUAUGUUCAUAUUUAUGAAUUCUGUGCCUUUAUAUUUCACUACAACGCAAGCUUUAUCAUGAGUACAGAUAGCAUCGAAAAGUUGUAUAAAAACUUUGGCAUUUUAGCUGAUGCCAAAGAUAAGUUAGCCGAACAUGAAAAAGAAUACUUAGAAAUUUUGACUGCUGUUAAAGGAUCAUCCAAAGAGAAACGUUUAGCAUCUCAAUUUAUUGCAAGGUUUUUUAAAUAUUUUCCAAAAUUAGCUGAUCAAGCAAUAGAUGCUCAUUUAGACUUGUGCGAAGAUGAAGAUAUGGCGAUAAGGAAACAAGCUAUAAAAGAUUUACCUACUUUGUGUAAGGAUAACAAAGAGUACACUGCAAAAAUUGCUGACAUUUUAGCUCAAUUAUUACAAGCUCAAGAUCCAUCUGAAUUAGCAGUUGUACAUAACAGUGUUAUGUCUCUUUUGAAAAGUGAUCCAAAAGGUACAAUAAGUGGAUUCUUUAGUCAAAUUAUUAAUGGAGAUGACGGAACAAGAGAAAGGUGUAUUAAAUUUUUAGCUACAAAGUUGAGAGCAAUAGGUCAUGACAUUAUUACUAAAGAACCAGAAGAUUUAUUAAUUGCAGAAUGCAAGAAAGUCUUACAAGAUGUAACGGCCGAUGAAUUCCAUAGUAUCAUGGAAGUUCUUAGCUGGACUAGAUUAGGCUCUACUAUUACAGGCCAGCAAGAAUUAAUUGACAUCACGGUUGAACAAGCUGAACUUUCUGUGCCAUUUAAGCAUACAAAUAUUGAACAGUGGAGCCGACUGAUACAAUGUAUCAAACAUGCUCUUCCAUUCUUUAGUUCUCAGAUUGAUUCAUCAAGAUUUGUUUCGUAUAUCUGUGUUCAAGUUUUACCACAUUUAUCAUUAAUUAAUGCAUCUGAUGGAAGGGAUAGCCAGUUGGAGUUGUUAAAACUUCUUGCAGAAUUAACUGUAUUUUGUGGAACAAUAGAAAAACCAGAAGAAAAAGUACAACAGUUAUACAACACACUAAUUACGUAUAUGCCUCUUCCGCCAGCUACAGAGAUAACAGAUGUCCCAAAGUUACAAUUUAGUCAUGUGGAAUGUUUAAUGUAUGCUUUUCACAAACUAUGUAAGCAAACACCUGAAUUUUUGGUAAAAGAUCCGGAACAACUUAAAGAAUUCAGACUUAGGUUGCAAUACUUCGCUCGAGGGAUUCAAGGGUAUAUAAAAAAAUUACGUGAAGCAAUUAGCGGCAAGUCUGAAGAAGAAUUAAAUUCAGAAGAGAACCAGUUAAAAGUAGUAGCAUUGAAAACAACAAACAACAUUAAUACUUUAAUUAAAGAUCUAUUUCAUUCACCACCCAGUUUUAAAAGCGUUAUACAUCUAUCAUGGAAAACAUCAAUGAAUGAUAAAAAGAGUGAAAAAAAUUCUUCAAGUCAAAAAAGACAUACUCCUAUCACAUUUGGAAAUGAUAGUAGUACCAGUAAACGGAAUAAAGAUGAAAAGAGUAAUAAAAGGGAAAUAUAUACACCUCCAAGUGGAAAAUACAGUUCAAAUAUAUCCUCGAAUUAUGGAAGCCGUGGUAGAUUUAGAGGUAACAGGUCUGGUGGACGAGGUGGCUACAGGCCAAGAGGGCGUAGUACUUGGAGGAAAAGUUUUUACUAAAUAUCAGAUAGUAUGAAAAAAGGAGACAUUUAAAACCGUGUAAUCAUAGAGAGUGAUUCAGUCAGACCUGAAAAAUAUAUGUGUACAGAAAAGUAUGUAGAAGUGUAUUAUCAACAGAAUGUGGUGUUAACAAAUGUGACGGAACAAGUAAGACAUUCUUUGUUCCUUAAAUGUGUGAAGAGUGUUUAUGUGAAUGUCUCAAUUACAUAAAAACCUUAUGAAAACAGACAAAAGAACACAAAUGUUUUCAAAGUGCAGAACAAAAUAUGAAUACUAUUGGAAUGAUCAUUAAAAAACAACAGCAAAGCUUUAUUUGAUAUAAAAUAUGAUACCCACGAUAAUUAUUCAUUCAUGAUUACUCUGCUAACACCAAACAAAAUAUAAAUAAAUACUUCAAUUUGAUAACAUCUAUAUAUAAAUGAUAUAUAAUGGAAGCCAGUUUAAAUGUACAAAAUGUAUGUACACAUAAUGUGGCUAUAAGAUGAAAUCGUAUAACAAAUGAAAAACACGAAUAUGAAGAGUUUAACUAAGAAGAAAGAUACUUCUGUUUCUUAGUGAAAUAAAUAUAAUGUCAAAGAUACAUUUUUCUAUUGAAAAUUGAAAUAACAUAAUUAUUAUAUACGUGCUUGAUAACUACUAAGCACAAGAAGAACAAGUUCCACAAAAUUGUAAUAUUCUCAUCGAAUCAAGAAAGUCAUAGUGUUUGUGCAGUGUCAGCAGAUAUAUUAGAAGAAAGAGGAUAUUACUCUUUCUAAAAAAAUAUGUAAUAUCAAAUUAUUAGCAGUCGUAACAUUUGUCUUAUCUUAAGUAACUUUUGUAUCUUGUGCCCUACCCUGUGAAUUUAUUUGUUGGCAGGAAUAAGAUGCAGCUCAUGUUGAGGAAACAGCUGUUAAUGAGAGACAAAAGAAUAUUUAAAAAAAAAGAGAGAGAAAAAAAGAAAAAAAAAGACGUGAUCAAAAAAACAAAAGACACUGUGAUCAUUAUUCUGAUUUAUAUAAGCUUCAACGCUUCAAGAAUGCUUUAACUUUACAAUAUAAUUUUUCUAUUUUUUCUUUAACAAUUCUAUCCAUUAUUUGAAUACUUUAUAUGUUCAAGACAAAUUAUUUAAUAUUUCGAUAUUAAAUAAAAACUUCAUCUGUGUUAAGUAAAGAAAUACAUAGAUCCUAAAGUUUCUUUGAUCAUGAUCUUAUAAAAUUUAUUUAAAAUAUUUUCUAUUUUACAGAAGCUGUACAAGAAUGGAAGGUGACGGAAAAAAAUUUAUGUAAAAAAUAAUUGUUUUACUUUACAGAUUUCUGAUGAGGACAUCACGAAGUUUCCAGAUGCUUGUAAUAUCAUAGAUAACGUUUUUCAUUGCAGGAGGCGUUCUAAAAUUUUGUAUGUAUUGUAUUGUACUUUGAUUAUAGCUGCUCAUAAGGUGAGUUUUAGGUACUCCUCCUCCCUUGUCCUUAAUUGAAUUCAUUAAUUCAUUUUUUGUAAUUCUGCAAUAUAAUCUUAUUAAUAUAAUAAAUAAUGUUAUACUCUAUA